Coccomyxa subellipsoidea C-169 is the source of this 612-nucleotide messenger RNA. RefSeq lists its product as hypothetical. Lineage: Eukaryota; Viridiplantae; Chlorophyta; Trebouxiophyceae; Coccomyxaceae. The transcript is spliced from 3 exons. Bases 1 to 612 code for a protein of 203 amino acids. The record is from RefSeq and is a predicted model, not a curated record.
AUGGCAGAACUAUCAACACAGCCGCCGCUGCCUGGAGGGACAGUGCAAGAGAGGCGCCAGUUGCAGGAACGCACUGCAGCGUGCACAGCCGAGGCGAGCGCGCAUCUGCAGGAGGCAGACUCUGUCAGAGAACGCAUCGAACAACUGUGCGCCACCGAGUCGCCACCACUACCUCUGCGGGGACCCGCGGCCGCCAAAUCUUGCGCUGCUGCCAAAUUAGUCACCGCCGAUAGAUCCAGAGCUGCGGCCAGAUCAGGCGCUGUAGCCAGGUCAGGCGCCGAAGCCAGAUCAGGCGUGGGGCCUUUGAAUGAAAAGGAAGUUAAGGAGCGUGCGCGGGCGUAUGCAGCUGCUGCAGCCAAUCUGCCCAAAGAGGCACACAAGUACCAUGACUUGGUGAAAGUAGAAGCUGAAGAGCCGCCGGUCCAUGCAGAGCGACUGGUGCGCAAGCAGCUGCGCCCGGGGUGGCAGAAGCUGAGGGCAGCACAGCCGUGCAUUGACAUUGCAUGGGCCGUGAAUACACGCAAAGCCCUCAGUAUUGGGACUGGCCAAAUGACCCCAAGGUUUGAGAUCAGCGCUGUGGGUGUUGCCGAAGCUGCUCUGAGGGCGCUCUGA